Molecule: messenger RNA, 2310 nt
Organism: Eremothecium sinecaudum
Lineage: Eukaryota; Fungi; Ascomycota; Saccharomycetes; Saccharomycetales; Saccharomycetaceae
Gene: PBS2
Product: mitogen-activated protein kinase kinase PBS2
Exons: 1
Coding region: 1-2310 (769 amino acids)
Biological process (GO): protein phosphorylation; MAPK cascade; cellular hyperosmotic response
Molecular function (GO): ATP binding; MAP kinase kinase activity
Source: RefSeq, a predicted model, not a curated record
AUGGAUAGAAACAGCUUACAGCGCUCAGGAAGUAUCCAUUCUGGCAGUAGUGCGAGUAAAAACUAUAGUAACCUUAAUGCCAACCUUCAUGCAAGGGUGAAGGCGUUUCAGGAGCAGCGGAAGCUUAAAAGAUCUGGGAGUGUGGGUUCGAAAACUUCUAAUCCCCCUCAAGACGCUUCAUCUAUACAGCAUAUUGUGAAUAAGCCACUUCCUCCGCUCCCUGGAAAUAAGAUAAUACAGCCGCAAAAAAGCCAGUCUAAAGAAAAGCUCCCGGAGGGUGUAACAUCGCAAUUGGAAACGAUAAGGCAGUCGGAAACAGAAGAUGGUACACAGUUACAGAACGAGUUUUCAACGGUACACGAGACGCAUGAAUCAAAGAAGUUGGUAGAGCAGAAUGAGCAAGACUCUAACCUGAAUAUGGCACAGGAUGUACAGGAGCAGCUGCAGCCGCAUACGGAGCAGCCGCAAGGUGUUGGGGAAUCUAGAGAUAGUGAGGUAUCAGAGCAGGGUUCGGAACAAGCGAGUACGAAGUCAGACGAUGAGCAUGAAGAACUAGAAGAUGAAAGACUUCUAGGGGAAGAGAGAAGUAUGCCCGGAGAGUUUUCCGGGGAAGGUAAUUCCCAGAUAUCUGACCAGACAGCGGAAUCUUCUCAACAACAAAGCCACCGUGCAAUUGGUUCAUAUUCUGCAAUGAAGUUACUGCAACUACAGCAGCGUCUACAACAGCAACGCUUUUCUACUCCACAGCAGAGAGCUCGAUUUUCAUCAGAAGUCCCAAAACAGGGACUUCCAACACUUAAUAAUUUUCAGGGUCAAUUUAACCCAAUAAGACGUGCGCCCAGAGCACCUGAGUCCAGCAGCCCCAGAGCACAUCCUAUACCUAAUCAAGGGGCAAUAGCUGGCGUACAAGGGCCUGCAAGACCUAAUAACUCUAUAAAUCCCUGUGAACCAAACAUAACGGCUAAACCUAAACUUUCACUCUCUGCACGCAGAGGGAUGAAACUGCCACCAGGCAGCAUGAAUUUAAAAACGAAGCAGCAGCCGCAAGAGUUUGCAUCACAGCCCUCGAAUAAAAAUACAAGUGCACUUCCCAAUGCGAUACCUGCACUACCAGUGCAUCGGAAUAGCAAAAGUAAUCCUGGAUCCCUUACUAACGGAAUCCAGACGACUUCAACUUCUUCAGAAAAGCAGGUGGACACGGAGGGAACAGAGCCAAGCAAGACUAAUUCCGGCUCCAACUCUAAUGGGGGUCUAUUUGCAAUGUUUUCAAAAUAUGUUGAUAUAAAGUCUGGUUCGCUGAAUUUUACUGGCAAACUCUCGCUUUCAUCUCAAGGUGUUGAUUUUAGCAAUGGCUCGAGCUUCCGAAUUACCCUAGAUGAACUUAAAUUUAUGGAAGAAUUGGGUCACGGGAACUACGGAACAGUUUCCAAAGUUCUGCAUAAACCCACAAACGUUAUGAUGGCAAUGAAAGAGGUCAGACUGGAGUUAGAUGAGUCCAAGUUCAACCAAAUUUUGAUGGAACUAGAAGUGCUGCAUAAAUGUCAGUCUCCUUAUAUUGUAGAUUUUUACGGCGCAUUUUUUAUUGAGGGAGCAGUCUACAUGUGCAUGGAAUUAAUGGAUGGUGGCUCUCUAGACAAGACAUAUGAUCACGAAGAAUUGGGCGGAGUAGAGGAGCCUCAACUAGCUUUUAUCACAGAAAGUGUCAUCCGUGGCUUGAAGGAGCUGAAAGAUGUUCACAAUGUUAUCCAUCGUGAUGUAAAACCUACAAAUAUCCUAUGCUCGGCUGUACAGGGAAGCGUCAAGUUGUGUGAUUUUGGAGUAUCAGGAAACUUAGUUGCAUCCCUCGCUAAAACAAAUAUCGGUUGCCAGUCUUACAUGGCUCCGGAGCGCAUUAAGUCCCUCAACCCAGACAUGGCGACAUACUCUGUACAGUCAGAUAUUUGGUCAUUGGGACUAUCUAUCGUGGAGAUGGCCACAGGUGCUUACCCGUAUCCUCCAGAGACUUACGAUAACAUUUUCAGCCAAUUGAGCGCCAUCGUAGACGGCCCACCCCCACGCCUUCCUGCAGACAGGUUUUCUAGCGAAGCUCAGGAUUUCGUCAGUAUGUGUCUGCAGAAAAUUCCGGAGAGGAGACCUACAUAUGGUGCACUACUAGAACACCCUUGGCUCAAAAAUUACGACCGCGCAAAUGUUAACAUGAACGAAUUUAUAUCAACUCGUUUAGCGAAGCGACAAUACAUGGAGAAAAAUAGGGAAACAGAUGUACAGAAAGUCGUACCAGCAUUACAUAUGGGUGGCCUAAUGUCAUAG